AUGGACCAACUACCAAAGCUCAGCAAUGUCUACAUCGUGAGUGGGUUGGCGACCAUCGGUGGCCUGAUUCAAGGGUUCGAUGUCUCAAGCAUGUCCGCCAUCAUUGGCACCGAUCAGUACAAGUCCUACUUCCAGAAGCCAAACCCGGUAGCACAGGGUGGUAUUACGGCCAGUAUGGCUGGUGGCUCAUUGCUUGGGUCUCUUUUUUCUUCUUGGACCAGUGACAGAUAUGGUCGUCGCGACUCACUUUUCAUUGCCUGCAUCCUGUGGCUGAUUGGCUCUACCUUGAUGUCUGCUGUGCAGAAUGUUGCUAUGCUGAUCGUCUCGCGUGUCAUCAAUGGUUUUGCUGUGGGAAUUCUCACCAGCCAAGGUCCAAUCCUCAUCGCCGAAAUCAGUCUUCCACAUCAGCGUGGUAGGCUUCUAAGUUUGCAGCAAUGGAUGAUUACUUGGGGAAUUUUGAUAAUGUAUUUCAUCUCCUACGGAUCGUCAUUUAUGAGCACCAAUGCCGUCUUUCGUCUUCCCUGGGGACUUCAAAUGAUCCCUGCUAUUGUCCUGCUGGCUUUCCUCCCCAUGAUGCCCCGGUCUCCGCGGUGGUUGGCCACCCAGGACCGAUGGGAAGAAGCAGAAGAGAUACUCGCGCGCUUACAUGCAAAAGGGGACAUCCUGGAUCCAAUCGUAAUUGCGCAGACUGCGGAAAUUCGUGAAAAGAUCGAGUUUGAGCCUCAAUAUGAAACUACAUCCUGGAUGGCGGUCUUCAACUCUCGGAAUAUUAUUCGAGUUCAUUGUGGUAUAUUCACUCAUAUCUGGUCUCAACUCAGUGGAACAAAUGCCAUGAUGUAUUACAUUGUCUAUAUCUUUCAGAUGGCUGGAUUAACGGGCAACAACGCUUUGCUAUCUGCAACUAUUCAAUAUGUCAUUAACGUGCUCAUGACACUUCCAGCGCUGAUCUUCAUCGAUCGUCUUCCACGCCGGCGUCUCUUCAUUGCAGGUGCUCUUGCUAUGGCGGUCCUUCAAUUCACUCAAGCAGGCUUGAUGGCAUCAUAUGGGGAACAUGUCCCCGGCGGGCUGAAGGGCUCUCCCACGGUCACAUGGAGAGUCACCAAUGGCAAAGCUUCUAAGGCAAUAAUCGCAUGCUCCUACUUGUUCAUUGCCGCAUAUGCACCAACAUGGGGACCUCUGGGCUGGGCCUAUCCGCCCGAGAUUAUUCCUCUCUACAUCCGCAGCAAGUCUGUCUCUCUGGCUACAUUUUUCAACUGGGCUUGCAACUUUGCUCUAACCUUCUUCACGCCACCCGGGUUUCAGAACAUUCAAUGGAAGAUAUACUGCGUUUUUGGAACCUUCUGCACAGUUGCAGCGAUCCAUGUCUUUCUCUUGUUUCCAGAAACCUGCGGGAAAUCAUUGGAGGAGAUUGACGAAAUCUUCAGUAACCACAGUAUCUGGGCUUUUAAGACUGAGCAUGUGCCCAGUCGGUUGGCUGCUGAUAUCGAGCAAGCAAAGGAAGACUUGACCAAUGAUAAAGUCGGGGUAGAUUACCCUGUGCUCUUAAAGUAG
Messenger RNA from Penicillium brevicompactum, 1551 nucleotides. Its product is annotated as sugar porter family MFS transporter. Gene Ontology annotation, cellular component: membrane. Gene Ontology annotation, biological process: transmembrane transport; carbohydrate transport. Lineage: Eukaryota; Fungi; Ascomycota; Eurotiomycetes; Eurotiales; Aspergillaceae. Gene Ontology annotation, molecular function: carbohydrate:proton symporter activity. The record is from RefSeq and is a predicted model, not a curated record. The transcript has 7 exons. The coding region runs from base 1 to 1551 and encodes 516 amino acids.